This is a messenger RNA of Saprolegnia parasitica CBS 223.65, 1043 nucleotides long. RefSeq names its product succinyl-CoA ligase subunit alpha. The transcript is spliced from 2 exons. Gene Ontology annotation, biological process: tricarboxylic acid cycle. Bases 25 to 963 code for a protein of 312 amino acids. The record is from RefSeq and is a predicted model, not a curated record. NCBI's taxonomy places the organism in Eukaryota, Oomycota, Saprolegniomycetes, Saprolegniales, Saprolegniaceae. Gene Ontology annotation, molecular function: succinate-CoA ligase (ADP-forming) activity; succinate-CoA ligase (GDP-forming) activity. Gene Ontology annotation, cellular component: mitochondrion; succinate-CoA ligase complex (ADP-forming).
CGAAUCAUUUCGCCAUCACCCACGAUGCUUCGCCAACCCAAGCACGCUGUCCGCGCCAUGUCGGCGUCUGCCAAGGUGUGGAUCAACAAGGACACCAAGGUCAUCUGCCAGGGCUUCACCGGCAAGCAGGGCACGUUCCACUCGGAGCAGGCGAUCGCGUAUGGCACCAACAUGGUGGGCGGCGUGACGCCCAAGAAGGGUGGCACCACCCACCUCGGCCUGCCCGUGUUCAACACGGUGGCUGAGGCCAAGAAGGAGACGCAGGCCGACGCCUCGGUCAUCUACGUGCCGCCGCCGUUCUGCGCCGCCGCCAUCAUUGAUGCGAUUGAGGCCGAGAUCCCGCUCAUUGUCGCCAUCACGGAAGGCAUCCCGCAGCAGGACAUGGUCAAGGUCAAGUGGGCCUUGGCGCAGCAGAACAUCUCGCGCCUCAUUGGCCCCAACUGCCCCGGUAUCAUCAAGCCCGGUGAGUGCAAGAUGGGCAUCAUGCCCGGCUACAUCCACACGCCCGGCAAGAUUGGUAUUGUGUCGCGCUCGGGCACCCUGACGUACGAGGCCGUCCACCAGACGACGUCGACCGGCCUUGGUCAGUCGACGGUCAUUGGUAUUGGCGGCGACCCGUUCAACGGCACGGACUUCAUCGACUGCUUGGAGCGCUUCACGAACGACCCGGAGACCGAAGGUAUCAUCAUGAUUGGUGAGAUCGGUGGUACGGCCGAGGAAGAGGCCGCCGAGUGGUUGAAGGAGUUCGGCAACCCCAACAAGCCCGUGGUCAGUUUCAUUGCCGGUAUCACGGCGCCUCCGGGUCGCCGCAUGGGUCACGCCGGCGCGAUUGUCUCCGGCGGCAAGGGUACGGCCGAGGGCAAGUUCGCCGCCUUGGAAGGCGCCGGUGUCACGGUCACGCGCUCGCCGUCGCGCCUCGGCACGACCAUGCUCCAGCAGAUGGCUCGCCGUGGCCUCAACUAAGUAGAAUAUAAUUCCAUGUAUUCGAGCCUGCGUCAUCCACCUCGACAACCUACGAUCCUGCAACGCAGGAAGAGCUGGAU